Molecule: messenger RNA, 884 nt
Organism: Anopheles funestus (African malaria mosquito)
Lineage: Eukaryota; Metazoa; Arthropoda; Insecta; Diptera; Culicidae
Gene: mRpL48
Exons: 3
Coding region: 1-819 (272 amino acids)
Cellular component (GO): mitochondrial ribosome
Source: RefSeq, a predicted model, not a curated record
AUGAACGGUACCGAUGCAGAGUGGAUCGCAUGCUGGCGGUUGCUUCUGUUCGCUCGUUUGUACGUACACUCGAUGCAGUUUUUUUUGUAUAUUCGUUUAUUUUUAUUUACCAAUUACAUAACCUCACAUGUUGCGACCCUUCGUUUGACAGUUCUUAGAAUAACAACAGGAGAAAAGCGUUCAGAAAACAUUAUUACUUGCCCAAGAGCUAAAAGAUCUCUUGCACUACCUUUAUUGUUUAAAGUAACAAAAAUAUCAUUUCCUUCUGUUCCCAUGGCUAGCCGACUGACCACGGUCAUCACCCGAACAUUGGCCGCAUCCUGCUACGGAAGAUCCUUUAGUCAUAGUGCUGGAUGGAUGAACCGCAUAUAUGAGCCCGACUACCUCGAGUUGCUGAAACCGAAAUAUCCGCUUUACGAAACGCUGAACCUUACCAUCAAAGGCUACGAUUAUCCGCUGCUUGAAAGCUACCAAAAAUUCAUCCACAAUGUGGCAGAUUCAAUGGAUCUGGAGAUAGCUGAUGGUUACGCACAACCACCACAAAAAUUGAACGUGCAAAAAUUUAAAGCCAACUCUAGUGUUAUCGAUAGCGAAUACAAGCUGACCGUAUACGAGCGUACGGUGCAGGUGGAAAACGUUCAAGCGCCACUAUAUCCACUGCUGUUGCGCACAUUGCAGGCGGCUCUUCCGGAAGGUGUUACUUUGAAGGUUUCCGAGCAUACGUGGGAACAGGAGGAAUCGCGUUACGUUCCGGAUCGCGAUCUAAAGGAGCUUAAGCAGCAGUUGGAUGAAAUGGGUGGUGCAACGAAGAAAAAAUAAUCCAAAUAAAAAAGGGUAGCAGCUUUAGAUUAACAGAAAUAAGUAAAAUUGUAAUGUAUUGUAAA